GGUAGCCAAUUCAACAGAAAGGUAAAAGCCCCAUACAGGAAGAAUGGAGUGUGGCAAAUCGUCAGAACAUUCGUCACAUAGUGCCUCCGAGGCAUCGGCGGACUCUGGGAGCUUGCUAAAUAGCGAUCUCACAAUGGCGGGACGCGAACUUACACUAACGCCCACAAAGCGGGAACGACGCAAAUCGCCAGGUACCAGCUCUGAUAACACAAGCACCAGCGUACAGGCUCCAAUGUCGCCGACGUCCUCGCUGGCGGACACAACGUUCGAGCCCACCAUUGACAUGAUGGUGAAUGACUUUGACGAUGAGGCCACAUUGAACGAGGAAGAGGCGCUGGCCAAUUUGGAGGCACACAAUCCGGAUGACGAGAUUGCCACGCUCAGGGAGGAGAGUGAAAUGCCCAUUGAGGAGCUGCUGGCCAAAUACAGUAUGGCACCCUCGCCCGCUGCCAGCAGCUCGAAGCGAUCGAGCGGCGGCUCAAGGCGGCGACGAGCCACCAAGCGGCAGUACCAGGAGCUAGACACAGAAACUGCCCACGCAUCCACAUCCUGCGCCGCUGCAGCACAGCAGGACAAAGUCGAUGAUUUCCUUGAGCAGCCGCAGGACCCAGGUGUUGACCCUUCGGAAGAGAACACAUCGUCUAGCUCUCAGCGAAAUAAGAGUCCCAUGGAGACAGAUGAACCGCAGGCUAUUUUACCGCCCGAUGUCGCAAAAAAACAGCACCGCUCUCAUUUACUGGAUUUGUAUCCAGAUGAGUCCUUCGGAGCAAGUUCGCCCCUAAUCGGACCCCUGGAAGAACUCGAAAGAUUCACGCCGCUUCAGGAGCUCUUCGAAGAAGUUGAAGCUUACGACGACGAAGAGUCGGAUAACGAAUCUGAUGACGCGAGGAAGAUUAUCAUGGUUGGAGUGAACUACCAAGCUGAUAUUCCCGAUGGUCUCUCACAGUAUGGAGAUAUAUUGCCGUACGAGAAUGAAGAUCUGUUAAUAUGGGAGCCGAGUCAAGUCUCAGAACGGGAAGUGGAGGAAUAUCUGGCAAAGAUCCAAGAGACCCGAGCCUUGCCACCGUUAGAAGAGGGAGUGGAAGUUGUGGCAACUGACGAGCAGCCCGUAGCUUUACCCGCCCCGUUAGCUCCGCCAAGAGUUCUGCCAGCGCCAAAUGUUGCCAGCGACGGCGAGUCUCUGUCCGUGGUAAAGGACAACGAGCAGGCCCUGCAUUUACUGGUCCAGUGUGGCUAUGACUUCAAUGAGGCCCUGCGGCGUAAACGAUUGAAUGUGCUGCCCCUGAGCGACACCAUGAGCAGCUGGUCGGAGGAGGAGUGCCUCAAGUUUGAGGAGGGCAUACAUAAGUACGGCAAGGACUUUUAUCAGAUACGCCAGAAUCAGGUGCGCACAAGAACCAUGCGCGAACUGGUCCAGUUUUAUUACCUGUGGAAGAAGAGCGAGCGCCGCGACCAGAGCUUUGCCCUGAAUGAUACCAUCGAUCACAUGGAUGCAUUCCUUAACGAAGCGGGUACUGGCAACGGAAACGGCAAUGGCAAUGGAAGCGGGAACGGGAACAGCAACGGCAGCUGCUCCCCACACAGCAGCAACGGGCACAGCAAUGGGGAGCACGCAAUGGAUAAAGAUAGCACUACCACUUGCCCCCGAAAGCCAUCGUCGAAGAGCUACUCCAUUAUGACUGGUGGCCAGCCGGCGAGCGGUGCUGCUGGUACUGCAAGUAGCAAACGUGGAACGCCCGCACCCAUGACCCAGGAAGACGAAGAAGAUAAUGAGAACGAAGAAAACCAGGUUACCAUCUAAGUGACAUAUGUACAUAUAUAGACUUAUGCGUGGAAAGUUCUAGGAAAAAUCGGCAGCUACCAUAGGAACAGGCUCCGACAUGAGCGCAGGCGCUUUCGUCUGGAACAGGCAGGGCAGAGAAAGGCGUAGUACUAAGCAAAAAGUAAUCCAUUACCGUACGUUUAUGUACAUCCAGUACGUGUAGGAUACAAUAUAUACAUAUAUUAUUCCAGAUUCUUAAAACGAUAUUUCUCAUAACUAUUAAUAUAAUGUUAAGCGCAUAUGAAUGUCUAUUUGUUACAAGUCCUAAUAGAUUCCGGAGUCGAGUACUUAUGGCUUAUUAUAUACGUACAUAUGUACUCGUAUGUAUACAAUAUUUGUAUUUUCGCUCAAUCCUUAAGUUUCGUUGAAUGUGUCAAUAAAUGUAAUCUAAAUGUC
Molecule: messenger RNA, 2218 nt
Organism: Drosophila persimilis
Lineage: Eukaryota; Metazoa; Arthropoda; Insecta; Diptera; Drosophilidae
Product: mesoderm induction early response protein 1
Exons: 3
Coding region: 44-1801 (585 amino acids)
Biological process (GO): negative regulation of transcription by RNA polymerase II
Cellular component (GO): nucleoplasm
Molecular function (GO): histone deacetylase binding; transcription corepressor activity
Source: RefSeq, a predicted model, not a curated record